UGAUGGAUAUUACUGGCGGUAUGAAACCACUGUUCGGAGGGUAUCCAUUUCAAGGACAAGGAAGAAUGAAUCAAUUGGGUGGAGUAUUUAUCAAUGGUAGGCCGCUACCAAAUCACAUACGCCGACAAAUUGUCGAAAUGGCAGCAGCUGGUGUGAGGCCUUGUGUAAUUUCCCGGCAACUUCGCGUAUCCCAUGGUUGUGUAUCCAAGAUACUCAACAGGUACCAGGAAACGGGAUCCAUUAGACCUGGAGUAAUUGGCGGCAGUAAACCGCGAGUCGCUACUCCAGAAGUUGAAGCCAGAAUUGAAGAAAUCAGGCGACUGGACCCGACGAUUAUGACUUAUCAAAUACGAGAAAAACUUAUCAAGGAGGGCUUCUCCGAUCCACCGAGUGUCAGUUCCAUUAGUAGGCUGUUGCGCGGAGGCAGAUCAGGCGACGACGGCAAGAAAGAUUACACUAUCGAUGGCAUACUGCGUGGCGGUCGGUGCGAUGAUUCAGAGACUGAGAGUGAACCUGGUAUCCCAUUAAAACGUAAGCAGCGUCGUAGUAGAACGACAUUUACUACUGCGCAAUUGGAACAAUUAGAAAUUUCAUUUCAACGUGCACAAUAUCCUGAUGUUUAUGCUAGAGAAGAAUUAGCUCAACGCACUGGUUUAACUGAAGCACGAAUACAGGUAUGGUUCAGUAACCGCAGAGCACGGCUUCGCAAACAUACCGGCAGUAUUAUGCCUUCGAUACCAAGCUUACCAUUGACAGCGUGUCAAUACCCAGGUUCACAUGAAUUAGGACAAUUGUCACAAGUGCCACAGAUGGCCGUUGGAAUGCCUGCGAGUCAGGUCCCGACGAGUCUACACCAAGCGUCUCCAGGGGCGUUGCAUCAAAUGACACCACCGACAAGUGUCCACGACAUGACACCCAGUACACUGAGCAGUCAUAUGUCUAGCACGAUGGCUCAAGUGCCCACGACGACUAUGAGCUCUGGAUUACAUUCACACUCUGUCGCAAUACCUGGUUCACUUAGCAGUCUAUCGGGUCACGGAAAUAAUGUAAUGCAAAUUGGCCAGGUGCCGACAAUUCAACCGCCUACUGCUCAUGCUGCACCGACCUCUUUAAGUCAUACCCAUAACUCUGGUAAUGCAGACUGGUCUCGAGCACAGCUCGGGUGGGGACAGUUCAACCACUUCCAGAGCAACGACUACACAUCCAGUCACUCCAGUCAUCAUCCUUCCAGUCAUACAAGUCUUGGUAGUCAAGUGUCCAGUGGUACUAAUCCUACAGCUGAAUGGGGAUACGAUCAGGGUUAUGAUUAUGCACAGCAUGCACAGCUUAAUUAUCACCGCAGUGUCGGUGGAAUUUUUUAG
Molecule: messenger RNA, 1361 nt
Organism: Microplitis demolitor
Lineage: Eukaryota; Metazoa; Arthropoda; Insecta; Hymenoptera; Braconidae
Product: protein gooseberry-neuro
Exons: 6
Coding region: 3-1361 (452 amino acids)
Biological process (GO): anatomical structure development; regulation of transcription by RNA polymerase II
Molecular function (GO): RNA polymerase II cis-regulatory region sequence-specific DNA binding; DNA-binding transcription factor activity, RNA polymerase II-specific
Source: RefSeq, a predicted model, not a curated record